UGGUUUUGGCGCAUACUAAUGCUGCUAUGUUCUUGGCUCUACCUACAGUACCAUCUGCCCUUCCGGGCGUGCGCUCUGAUACUCCAGGUCCUACGCAUCAUCUUCGUGGCUCUUGGGCUUAUUGAUAAGGCAUCUGACACUCCCAUUACUCUGACGACGUCAAUGAACCGGCUUGCGCUUACAGAUCAAUUCGAGGUCAAGGCCAUGUGCCCCGCUUGCCAUAGGCUCUAUCCUGCGAAUUCUCCUCCUGAUCUUCAGUGUUCUAAGUGCAGCAUUUCGAUCUUCAAACCAUCCAAUUCGAUGUUCUCUGAUGCUGUAGAUGAAACACAGACUACUCGCAUGAUGUCCACACCGAAGCUACAGGUCCCAUACUCGCUACUGUCAGAGCAACUUCCUGGAUAUGUCACUCAUUUAGAAGAGUCUAUCGACUCAUGGCGUUUGAAAGGCGAACCACGGCCUGGCGCAAUGCGAGGCGUCUAUGACGGCAAGCUGUGGUCAUCGCUUCCUGGGCCACCAGGUCAAUCGCAGCCAUUUUUUUACAAUGGUCCUGAUCGCCUUGAUCCAACAGAGUUACGCAUUGCGGUAACCAUUAGCUUCGACGGAUUUGUUUAUCAGCGAAGCCAGUUUGCAGGUAAACAUAGCACCGGCGUCCUCUCAAACUGUAUUGCAAACCUCGAUACAGAGCAAAAGUAUCAAUCACGCAAUCUCAUCCUAUGUGGCCUAUCACCGGGCCCACGGGAACUAACGGGGGAUGAGUUACAACUCUUUCUUGAAGAGUAUGUAACUGAUCUUCUGCUUCUCUUCGAGCAUGGAAUCGUAGUGAAGACGCCGCUGUUCCCAGAAGGCCGUCGAGUGCGCGUUAUUCUCAUAGGCGUAAUAUGUGAUCAUCCAGCACUGUGCCGCAUGUGUGGCUUUGGUGACCACAACACCAAGACAGCUUUCUGUACAAAGUGCAAAAUCCCUCGUGAUCAACUCUCGACGCAAGCAGGCAUGAGCAUAAACGCAUUCCCACCACGCAACGAAGAGGAACAUCGCCGGCAUGCUCUUGAAUAUCAAUGUGAAACGGAUAGUCAAAAAUGCGAUGAACUCUUCGCUCUACAUGCAGUGCGAUUUUAUGAGCUCUCGCGCUUACCUUACUUCGAUGCGGUGCGUAUGUCAAUCAUAGAUCCAAUGCAUAACAUUCUGCUUGGCAUAGUCAAGACGCAAUGGCUGAAUGUUUGGAUUGAUGAGAAUGCAUUGCGAGAGCGAACCAAAGGCAAGAAAGUCAAGCGAGAACUGGACCAAGUCCACGAAUACCUUGCGAAUUUUGAAAUGCCUCGUUGGGUUGCACGACUGCCGAGUGAGAUAGGGUACCCUGCAGGAGGAUCACUUACUGCAGAUGAGUGGAAGGGCCUCGUGCUUAACUAUGGGCCAGUCGUGGUCCCAUUAAUCUGGCAAGAAUGGCAGCCGUCUGCAGAGAAGGCAUAUCAAAAGGCAGUCGAGACGUGGAAGAAAAAGGAGGAAGCACGUAAACGUCGGAUAGAUAAAGGUAAACGAAGAGUGGAUGGCACCGAGGAAGCACCUGCAUCAAAACCAAAGCGUCGUAUGCACGCUGAUGACGCUGACAACUUUCUGAGCUUUGCGACUGCUCUCAAGCUCAUUCUCGCACGUACUGUAUAUCAGCCAGAAUUAGAUCGUGCACGGGUACUUCUGGAGGAGUAUCUGCAAGGUUAUCAGCGCGUACACCCCGACAAAGUCAAGCCCAACUUUCACUAUGUCACCCACAUAUUUGACCAGAUCGAUGAUUACGGACCUGUAUACGGAUUCUGGUCCUUUCUUUCAGAGCGGUUAAACAAGGUGUUAAAGAGCUAUUCCACGAAUAAUCAUGAUGGAGGU
Molecule: messenger RNA, 1875 nt
Organism: Laetiporus sulphureus 93-53
Lineage: Eukaryota; Fungi; Basidiomycota; Agaricomycetes; Polyporales; Laetiporaceae
Exons: 9
Source: RefSeq, a predicted model, not a curated record